Molecule: messenger RNA, 1620 nt
Organism: Aethina tumida (small hive beetle)
Lineage: Eukaryota; Metazoa; Arthropoda; Insecta; Coleoptera; Nitidulidae
Product: alpha-(1,3)-fucosyltransferase B
Exons: 5
Coding region: 609-1589 (326 amino acids)
Cellular component (GO): membrane
Molecular function (GO): alpha-(1->3)-fucosyltransferase activity
Source: RefSeq, a predicted model, not a curated record
UCAAUUAUUUUAGGUGUGCCAUCUCUGAAGGAAUAGCCAAUUUGCAUAACAACUCCAGAGGGCGACGCAUGUUGAAGCACAUGCACGCCGAGUCUUCGUCCGGUUUCGAUAUGUGCUGUGCCCUAAGCUGACAGUUUUUUCGGGUUUCCUGUGCAUUCGGCAUGCGCAACAAAUUCAAAAUGAUGAGUGCGAUGACUCACCGCCACAUUCUGCGCGGCUAAUUAAACGAAAUUACGGGAACAAUGUUUUUUGAACUAGUUCGAUCAGGAUGAAUUAGACAUAACUGUUAUUAUCUGAAAUGUUCGGCUUUUUGUAUACGCAUUCCUUUGUAUAUUUCGUAAUCACUUCGGCUAUCACGUAUUUCGUUCUCGAGUCUACCCUCCUAACAACCAUCCAGUACUUAUUUGGACGAGCGCCAUAGUACCCGACUAUCCAAGGCUUAUUAGCUGCUUUAACAAUGAAUAUAAAUGCUUAAUUAGCAGAAACAAUAGCCAGAAUAAUGUAUCAGUAAGUUGAAUAUUUAUCAAUUGGGACAGAAUAUUUAACAUUACCUGAUAUGGUAUAUAACUCAUUGUGUUGGACAGGCAUAUUUAUUCUACGGAAGCCACAUGGACAACAAUGUGUUUCCUCUACCACGAAAUGAGGAAAUAUGGACUCUUUUCCAUGAGGAGUCACCCAGAAAUUAUGCUCCCAUAUUAUACAGCGAAACUCAGAAUUUGUUUAAUAUUACUGCUACUUUUAGUAGAAAUAGUGACUUUCCUUUAACAUUACAGUAUUUGCCCAAUGUUACUAUUCUUACAGAUGCUCAGUAUUUUGUUAACACUAACACAAAAAAUAAGUUGCUAGCUGAUUUAGCUCCAAUAUUAUAUUUACAAUCCGACUGUGAUACACCCAUUGGAAGGGACAAUGUGGUAAAGCAACUAAUGAAACACAUAGAUAUCGACUCCUAUGGAGCCUGUCUGCACAACAAAGAUUUUCCUUCAGAGAUCUCAAAAGUGAACUCCUUAGACUUGUACAACGAGGAACUUUUAAAAUUCAUUGCAAGAUAUAAAUUCGUGAUAGCUUUUGAAAACGCUGAAUGUAAGGAUUACAUAACUGAAAAACUAUGGCGACCUCUGAUUGCCGGUUCCGUACCCAUUUACUGGGGAUCCCCCACCGUUGAAGACUGGUUACCUACAAACAAUUCUGUAAUUUUACUUAAUAAUUUCGAAAGUAUUGAAUCACUAGCAGCAUAUAUUAAGCAAGUAAACAAUAACGAUACUCUGUAUAAUCUUUUCCUAACGCACAAGCUUCAAAACACCGUACAGAACAUUAAUUUAAAAGCACAUUUGGGGGACGCAGACGAAUAUAAUUCUAUAGCAGAUUUUGAAUGCUUUAUCUGUAAGCGAAUUCAUAACGGUUUCAAUCAGACGCCGAAGGAAAGGGUGUAUGAUUGUUUACCACCAAGAGAUCCCUCUUGGAAUGGACAUUGGAACGUUGGAAAAUGUCAGGCCAAAGCACUUAUUCACUUAAUCAAGGCCAAUCGUAAAUUUUCCAAUGAGACCUACGAAAAACUUUGGCACAAUUUUUACGAAACAGACAAUUGUUAAAUUAAAAAAUAAAAUAAAGGUUAUAAAUAAA